UCCUGGGCUGGAGCAGUGCAGGCGGAGCCCUUGGGAAGCGAUGGACGUGAGCGGUCCCUUCAGCUGUCCCAUCUGCCUAGAGCCACUUCGGGAGCCCGUGACACUGCCCUGCGGUCACAACUUCUGCCUCGCCUGCCUGGAAGCGCUCUGGCCGCACCGUGGGCCCGGGGGACCCGGUGGAUCCGGUGCCACUGCCCGUUGUCCACUGUGCCAGGAGCCCUUCCCCGACGGGCUGCAGCUGCGCAAGAAUCACACGCUAUGCGAACUGCUGCAGCUGCGCCAGUCUGGCCCCAGCCAGACCCCAGCCCCGGCUCCGGCCCCAAAUCAAGCCUCGGUCCCGGAACCCUCGGCCCCUUGCGCCCCAGAGCCAUGGCCGGAGGGCGAGGAGCCAGUGCGCUGUGACGCGUGCCCCGAGGGCGCGGCCCUUCCUGCGGCUCGCUCCUGCCUCUCAUGUCUGGCCUCUUUCUGUACUGCCCACCUGAGGCCCCACGAGCGCAGCCCAGCUUUGCGCAGCCACCGCCUGGUACCUCCCUUGCGCCGGCUCGAGGAAAGCCUGUGUGCCCGACACCUGCGGCCCCUGGAGCGCUACUGUCGAACUGAGCGAGUUUGCGUGUGCGACGCCUGUGCCGCCCAGGAACAUCAAGGCCAUGAGCUACUUUCCCUAGAGCAAGAGCGAGCCCUCCAAGAGGCUGAGAGCCCCGAGGUCCUGAGCGCUGCAGAGGACCGCUUGGAUGAGCUGGGUGCUAGUAUCGCACAGUCUAGACGUACAGUGGCCCUCAUAAAGAGUGCUGCACUGACUGAGCGAGAAAAGGUGAGCCAAUUGUUCACAGAGGCAAUAGGUGCCCUCCAGGGCUUCCAGUCUGAAGUGAUGGGCUUCAUUGCUGAAGGGGAGGCGGCCAUGCUAAGUCGGGCCCAGGGGGAACUGCGGCAGCAGGAGGAGCAGAGAACCCGGUUGAGCUCUGCCCGACAGAACCUGAGUCAGGGCCCUGAAAUCGACUCCAUUAGUUUUCUCCAGGAGCUUCUGGCACUGAAGUUGGCACUGGAGGAAGGAGGUACCUCUGGGUCAGGCCCCCCAAAAGAACUGAGUUUUACCAAGUCAUCCCAAGCCGUUAAAGCUGUUAGAGACCUCUUGACUUUGGCCUGUGCUAACCAGUGGGAAUUUCUACAGGGGAUGGGCAGGGAUACAGACAAUUCACAGAAGCUGGGUCUAGAAGCUGAUACAGAAUCUCAAGAUCCUGACAGCACCAAUGGUCUGGAGAGCGAGGAGUCAAGAGACUACUUUCUUAAGUUUGCCUUCAUUGUAGACCUGGACAGUGACACAGCAGAUAAGUUCCUGCAGCUGUUUGGCACAAAGGGCGUGAAGAGGGUGCUGUGCCCCAUCAGCUACCCUGAGUCUCCCAUGCGCUUCACCCACUGUGAGCAGGUGCUGGGAGAGGGCAGCCUGGACCGAGGCACGUACUACUGGGAGGUGGAGAUCAUCGAGGGAUGGGUCAGCGUGGGCGUCAUGGCUGAGGACUUCUCUCCCCGAGAGCCUUAUGAUCGAGGCCGAUUAGGCCGAAAUGCCUACUCUUGCUGCCUGCAGUGGAACGGCCGAAACUUUUCCGUCUGGUUUUAUGGGCUGGAGGCAGCCCUUCCUCACCCCUUCUGCCCCACCGUGGGGGUCUGCCUGGAAUAUGCUGACCGGGCCCUGGCUUUCUAUGCUGUGAGGGAUGGGAAAGUGAGCCUCUUGCAUAGGCUGCGGGCCUCUAAGCCCCGCCGAGGUGGGUCCCCUCCUUCCUCCUCGUCCCCCUUCCAAAGCAGGCUGGACAGUCAUUUUCCCAACCUGUUCACCCACAGGCUCAAGCCAGCUUUCUUUCUGGAGAGUGUGGAUGCACACCUGCAGAUUGGGCCUCUCAAGAAGUCAUGCAUCUCUGUGCUAAAGAGGAGGUGAUGCUGGGAAGGAGGGACCCCCCUCCUUCUCCUUCCAUUCCCAGGAGGAUGCUCUGAGCCCUCUCUGGUGAUACCCCAGGAAAACUGCCAACAUUAUAUUUAAUACAACCUAUCCCCAACCCUAUCCCUGGAGGCAGGUUCUGAGAGAGCCCUGUCCUUACCUUCCCUCACCACCUCCACUGACAAUCUCCCUUGGGAUAUUAGGUGGCUAGCAUCAUGCAACUGUAUGGCUAUUAGACAUGGUUCCUGCCAGGCUGAACCAGGGCUAGGAAGGGAUUAACCAGCCUGCCAAGCCUUAUCUAACUCUCCAAAGUGACCUUGUCUACCCUCAUCCCUUAUCACUGUGGGAGUCUUCGGCCUAAGCCAGAAGUGACCCUGAAAGUCCAAACCUUCCUUGUUGAAUUCCUUCCUACUUUUCCCCUUCCCUCCCUACAAUGUUCCUGACUCCCAAAAGUUCCUGUCUUUGCUGCUGUCACUGUCUGCCUUCCCCAUUGGAAUUUUGAUCAAGAUGACCAACACCACACUGUGCUUAGGAGGAAGGAAGAGGGAGGGGACAGAGCUGAGUUCUGUCUGGUGAGCCUGCCCUUAGAGCAGGAAAGAGGUACAGAGCUACAGCCCUAAAAUAUCCCUUCAGGAACAUAGGGGACUUGGAAAAGAGAGGGGAAAUUUCUCUACGUCCCACCUGUCUCUUUUCUCUCCAGCUGCAAUUCUGUGCAGGGGCAGCCAGAGGUAACCUCCUUACCUCCUUCCCCCUAGGUCCUGACCACAGCAAUCCAUUUUGGGCACUCAGAGUAUUUGCUUUGGAAAGGUUGGGUUCCCACCAGCUAUUUUCAUCCCUGUUGCUGUAGCAUAAUUCCAAACCUUUCUUUCUCUUGGCCUUGCCCAAAAUCAAACACAGAUACCAUUCUCAACAGCUGGAAUGGGCCUCUGGAGACUGGGCUAUACUGAGAUUGGGCAAGAAGUCCACCCUACUGUGACAAAUGUGCCCCAAGGGCUGGGAGAGAGACUGCUGCUCACACAACUUCCCAAGGGAAAUGCCUAAGACGAUCUGUGUAUCAGUAGCAAUGUGUAUCUGCAAUAAAGGGAAGUACAGUCUU
Molecule: messenger RNA, 3026 nt
Organism: Trichosurus vulpecula (common brushtail)
Lineage: Eukaryota; Metazoa; Chordata; Mammalia; Diprotodontia; Phalangeridae
Gene: TRIM47
Product: tripartite motif containing 47
Exons: 6
Coding region: 41-1930 (629 amino acids)
Molecular function (GO): protein binding; zinc ion binding
Source: RefSeq, a predicted model, not a curated record